UUGACAUUUAAAAAAAAAAAAAUCAAGGAAUCCCGAGUCACUGACCGUGGAUUCUUGCUUCUGUUUCUGCGCUAUCGUCCCAAGGAGACGAAUGCGAUUGAUUCCAGCAACUCAAGCCUUCGUUCUCUUCUUCUGAGAAAAAUGUCUCAUCUCAUCUCAAAAUCCACUUCCAGAUCACUACUAAGGCUGUUCCACCUCAAUCCGCUUCGUCGUUCUCUCUGCACAUCCACCCAAGAGAGUCGAACCCAGAAGCUCGAACGAAUCGCCGAUGAGCUUCUUGACCUCAACAAGUUGGAAAGGUACGACUUUACGAUUCUUUGGAGGCUCAAAAUGGGUCUCAACAAGUAUGGGCCCGCGGUCACGGGGUUCGGUUCAUCGGGUUCUGCUUCAGCCGGAGCUGGGUCUGGCUCGGCGGAUGUAAAGGCGGCGGCGGCGGAGAAGACAGCGUUUGAUAUAAAGUUGGAGAAGUAUGAUGCUGCGGCGAAGAUCAAGAUUAUCAAGGAGGUAAGAAGUUUUACUGAUUUGGGAUUGAAGGAAGCUAAGGAUUUGGUGGAGAAAGUUCCAUGUGUUUUAAAGAAAGGAGUGACAAAGGAGGAGGCUGAUUCUAUCAUUGAGAAGCUCAAAGGGGUGGGUGCUUCUGUUGUAAUGGAAUAAUCUCAGUUUUGCUUCUGUAAUGUAGCCUUUGUUUUAAUUUUUCUUUAUUAGAGUAUUGAUUUGUUUUGGUCACUGAUCAAUGAAAAAUAUAUCUUGUUUCCUCAGGUUAGUCGAUGGUUUUGUUCAAUAAGAUUCUCCGUGCUAAUUGAUAUCCAA
This is a messenger RNA of Prosopis cineraria, 810 nucleotides long. RefSeq lists its product as uncharacterized. Gene Ontology annotation, molecular function: structural constituent of ribosome. Gene Ontology annotation, cellular component: ribosome. Gene Ontology annotation, biological process: translation. NCBI's taxonomy places the organism in Eukaryota, Viridiplantae, Streptophyta, Magnoliopsida, Fabales, Fabaceae. The record is from RefSeq and is a predicted model, not a curated record. The transcript has a single exon. Bases 142 to 654 code for a protein of 170 amino acids.